UGAGUGCUGAGUGACGGGGCGGCUCGCCAUGGCUUCCUACUACUGUGUGCUCAACAUCGCUGCGCAUGCCACCGCUGAGGAGAUCAAGGUCGCCUUCAAGCGGUGCGCCUUGCAGGUCCAUCCAGACAAAGGUGGGAGCAAGGAGGCGUUUCACGCGGUGUACCAGGCAUUUGAGACCUUGGCAGACCCAGAAGCCCGCAAGCGGUACGACGAUCAACUGCCAACUCUCAAGAAGGUGACAAAGCAAACAUACAGCUGUAAAAGAACGGGGGCAAAGUCAAAGAAGAAGCGCCCAGAGCAAAAGCACUCAGCUGCAGAGUCAGACCGCUCAAGACAUUCAGGUGCCGAAUCUGCAGAUGCAUCCUCACAUGAGAAGCUAUUGACAAAGCUCUAUGAACUCUUGAAAAGAUUGCCCCGCAAGCUCCGAAACGAUGUCAUCGCACGGGAGUUCUCGCAAAAGCAACGCUUGCUUCUUGAAAAGUGGAUUGUGCUUCAGCGUGAGGCUGAAACAGAUGAUGUGACGCCGAUGCCUGGUGGGCCUGGUGGGCCUUGUGGGCCUUGUGCCCAGGAAGUCAAGCCGCUUAAGCCUGUCACUGUCUCCGACUCACAUGGAUCCAUGCUCGCGCUGACACACCAGCCUUUUGCGUUGGGCGGCAGUGCUUUGAGCUUGCCAGCUGUGUCCCACGGAAAACGACGGAGGAAGAAGUACGUGGCAAUCAAAGGUAUUGCUAGGUGUGGUAGUCGAAAGACGAUUUCGGAGGACAGUCGCAUCUACAGAGCCAACACUGUCAUCGCGACAAUUUCAAUUUGGUCCCGGUAUUGCGACUUGGCAACGGCGAUUGAAUUCUUGGUGAUUCUCACAUCUAUUAAGCAAAAGAUGCAUGGUACCUUGAGGGAUGCCGAAACAAACUUUGAGAGUUGCCUGCAAGAAGCUUUGGAGAGAUCUCUCAUUGAGCAUGGCAGGAGCUAUGAAGACUUGAGUCCCCGAUUUGCCGUGCACCAAAGCUUCGGAUUUUUUCUUGGACCAUGCAGACAUGUGUCCUCCCCUGCAGUUCGCUCUGUCAGAGAAGUGGCACAUCUCCGCAGAUGUAUGGAUCCCUUUCGAGAAUGCGCCCGGCGUCGGAGUUGGGGACGAGCAACCAUGAUUUGGCAUUUUGGAUUGGGGGACCUAGAAGACUUGUGGGAUCGUUUUCAGAAAGCUGUGGCCGAGAUGUGGCGCAGUGCUGGCGAAGGUCGAAGUGCCAAGCAGCUGAGGAGAGUUCGUUCCUUGUAUGUCUCGCAUGCAGGCGUGCGUAACAAGCACGUGCAGUACUGGGAGCGCCAGCAUAUGGGCAUGAAUGACAGAAACAAGCACAGGCCAUCUAGAUUGCGCGAUCGUUGCGAUCGCAGUGCGGAUGCGACACGAAAGCUUACUGACAAGGUGCUACAAAAAGUCAGGAAGCUGCUGCUUCGAUGGCAGAAUGCUUUGCGGAAGAAGGACGAGAUGGCUUUGCAGAAGCAGCGGCAGAGAUUCUUGCAGGAACGCAGGAAACAGGAGCUUGCACAGCGGAAACGUGCCAGGGAGGAGCAGAAGGCUGAACGCUUGCGGAGAGAAGCUUUGCGCAGGAAGAUGAUGUCUGACCUCACCAUGGACGAGAUUCUUGGUCACUCAGAGUGUCACUCAGCUAUUCUGGAGCGGCACAUGUGAACAUCCAGCUCUCCCAUCAAUUGGACACUGGCAUGAUCAUACCCUUCAAGGAUGUCAGAGUUGACCAGCUUUUCGUGUUUUUUGAUCUCAGAUAGCACGCGACCACGGCAACUCUUCCCCGAACACCAUGUGACUCUGAUCGCAACACUUGCUUUUUGGAGCCGUCCGCUGAUCCCAUGCAGCGCUUGUCUAGCAGAAGCUCUACUUUUUUUGCUCCAUGCAAUCCCUAGUGGUUGUAACAUGUGGAAACAGAACAUUCCCGGCAACUGACGACUCGUGAGCUUCCUUCUCCAGAGUGCUUCUGCCUAAUUUCCUCCAGCGAGGAUUGCGUGUACUCGCAGGCGAGGAUUGUCGAAAACUCCUCAACUGUGCUGGAUGCUGCACCACCAAGACGACAGCUUUUCUUUCUGAAUGGGAUUGGCUCCUAGGAUUCGCUCUGCGAAGGUCUCACAGCAUGAAGAAUCUGCGAAGGUCUCUGGUAUGAUUGAUUGUUGCAUACUCCCAAACAGAGUACCUUUUUUGACACAGGACGCCUGGACUUCCCUGCGGGCAAAAUGCAUACGACCAUAUGCUCAGGAUGUUCUUCAAUGUUUGGUUCGUAGCAAACUUGGCUCGUUUGGAGCUUGUUCAAUUUGCUCAGCUUUUCUCCUAGUCGGUACUUGCACCUUGCGCGCUGCAGCCCCA
Molecule: messenger RNA, 2371 nt
Organism: Durusdinium trenchii
Lineage: Eukaryota; Dinophyceae; Suessiales; Symbiodiniaceae
Source: the annotation of a GenBank genome assembly